AUGUCCGACCAUCCUCUCGACCAAUUGGACCUCCAUGUCCCUGGUAGCGACAGCGCCAACAGCACCGUACGCAUCAAGAAGCGCAACAAGUUCCGCAAGUUCCAGGCCCGUCUCCCGUGGGCUUCCGGAUCGCCACUCCUUGCCAAGGUCCAAAACAUCCAGUACCUAGAGUACGAACUGCACAAGUUCCGGUUGCUGCGACUAAAAGAGGCCAAACUGCCGGUCUUCAUCUCUCCUAUGGCCAAGGCCAACCUUCAAGCCCGCGACGACGAACUCUUUCUCCUCAUAGAGAAGGCCCAAGAGUUCCUGGACAGUGACCGACAGGUCAUGUUGAUCUUGGGUGAUUCCGGAGCAGGCAAGUCGAGCUUCAACAAGCACCUCGAGUCCGAACUCCUGCGCACAUACACCCACGGUGGCCCUAUCCCAUUGUUCAUCAACCUGCCCGCCAUCUACGAACCCGAACGCGACAUGAUCGAGAAGCAGCUGAGGUCUGACAACUUCAACGAUGAACAGAUCCGCGAGCUCAAACUGCACCGCCAGUUCAUCCUCAUCUGUGACGGUUAUGACGAAAGUCAGCAACUGGUCAACCUACACAAGACCAACAUGUUGAACCAGCCGGGGCAGUGGAACACCAAAAUGAUCGUCAGCUGCAGGACGCAGUAUCUCGGUCAGGAUUACCGAAGCUUAUUCAUGCCUCAGAGCUGUGGCAACUACACCCGUCCAGCUGUCGAACUCUUCCAAGAGGCUGUGAUCGCGCCUUUCUCCAAGGAGCAGAUCGAAGACUAUGUCGAACAGUACGUCCCUCUCGAGCCCCGCACCUGGACCACCAAGGACUACAUGGACAGGUUGACAACCAUCCCGAACCUCAUGGACCUAGUCAGGAACCCUUUCGUCCUAACCCUUGCCUUGGAGGCGCUGCCACUCGUCACCGAAGGCAAGCAGGAUCUGUCGGUCAUCGAUAUCACCCGAGUCCAGCUCUAUGACACGUUUGUGAAGCAUUGGCUGGACGUCAACAAGCGACGUCUCGAGAGCAACGCAUUGUCACCUCUUGACCGCGAUACAUUCGAUCUGCUGCUUAGCGCAGGGUUUACUUUCAUGGGUAUUGACUAUUCUAUUAGGCUGGCAUCGGCGAUCUUUGAGAAGCAUGACGGAAAGCCGGUCGUUCGAUAUACCCACCUCAAGGACAAAAACACAUGGCGCGUCGAUUUCUUUGGUCCCGAUCCAGAGGUGCGGCUCCUACGCGAGUCGUCCCCAUUGAUACGCUCUGGCAGCCUGUUCCGGUUCCUUCAUCGAUCCAUGCUGGAAUACUUCUACUCGCGCACCGUCUUUGAUCCCAGCAGCCAUGGCGACCACGACGAACUUGUUCCGCAGUCUGAUAUUGGUUCCGUGGAUCCUGAGUUGCUCGACGUCGAAGGUACCUUAUUCAAGCGCAGCCUCCUCCCCGAGCCAUCGGUCAUCCAGUUCCUGAGUGAUCGCGUGAAGCAGGUCAGCUUGUUCAAGCGACAUCUCCUGGCAGUUGUCGAGUUGUCCAAGUCGAACGCCGAAGCGAGCCAAGCUGCGGCCAACGCCAUUACGAUCCUGGUCCGAGCCGGUGUGCGACUCAAUGGCGCCGAUCUUCGAGGCAUUCGGAUUCCAGGAGCGGAUCUUACCGGUGGGCAGUUUGACUCUGCACAACUACAGGAUGCCGACUUGACAGGUGUCAAUCUCUCCAAGGCAUGGAUUCGACAAGCGGAUCUCAGCCGUGCAAGCAUGGAUGGAACUCGAUUUGGAGAGCUGCCGUGUUUGGAGGAAUUGAAGCCAGUCUGGUCGUGCGCUUUUUCGCCAGACGGCAAGUUUCUCGCGGUGGGUCUGUUUAACGGCGACAUCAGCAUCUACGAUACUGCAACCUGGAAAAGGAUUCAAGUGUUUCAAGGGCACCAAUUUGCUAUUGCAAGUCUCGAUUACUCGCCGAACGGCCAACAGAUUCUUUCUGGCAGCUACGACGAAACAGCACGGCUUUGGAACAGCGAGAAUGGAUCAACCGAUAUCGUUUUGGAGGGACACUCAGACAGGGUGACGGCGGUGGCGUUCUCACCAACAGGCCAGCAGGUUGCAACGGCCAGUGAUGACAAGUUGGUUAGGCUAUGGGACGCUCGGACCGGUGCUGCUGUUUUCGUCUUGACCGGCAACACUGGCGUCGUUUCCAGCAUUGCCUAUUCACUAGACGGAAACAGGAUUGCCUCCACCGGCCGCGAUGAGUUGAUCCGAAUAUUCGACACACUCACUGGGCUGCUUGUGCUGGAGUCUUGCAAGGGCGGCGAUUGGAUUAAGUGUCUGGCAUAUUCACCUAACGGCCAGCGAAUCGCUACAGGCUCCGAAAGAGGCCGAUUGCAACUGUGGGAGGCAGCAGCGAUCACCCUAGGGCCUGGACAGGAAUGGACGGCACACACGGAUGAAAUUACCAGCAUUGCCUUUUCACUCGACGACCGUUGGAUUGCCUCAUCCAGUUCUGACCAUACAGUGAAGCUGUGGGACUCUCGCUCCGGCUUACUUAUCUCAUCAUUUGUCAGUCAUACAGGCUAUGUCAACUGCGUUCGGAUAUCACCAAAUGGCUCGUACAUCGCCUCAGCUAGCUACGACCAGACUUUGCGGCUGUGGGAGGUGAACUCUUCAAAACUAGGACUCGACUCUUACGACUUACCAGACCAACAGUUAUGUGCGACAUACUCUCCGGACGGACGGCAGCUCAUCACUGGCAGUCAGAGACCCAUGCGCCAAUUCAACGCGGAUUCAGGAGACGUCGAUUUUGUUUUUCCUGAUCACCUGCACGACAUAAAGUGCAUUGCAUUCUCCCCAGACGGUCUCCAGAUAGCCAUCGGCAGCAGGAAUCAGGGAGUGACUCUAUGGAGCGUUGAAUCCCGUGCUGCUUUUGUUCUUCGUGGGCACAUUUCUUUCGUGAAUUCUGUGGCCUUCUCACCUUGCAGUCGCUGGCUUGCUUCAGGCGGUUGGAGCUCGAAGGUGCGGCUUUGGGAUACUCGCUCAGGAGCAGCCGGUCGUGUUCUGAACGGCCAUGAGGGAACUGUACAGAGUCUUGAGUUUUCUCCGGAUGGUUGCUGGAUUGUGUCUGUAUGCCUAGAGGGAACGAUCUCACUCUGGGAGACCGGCACUUGGGAGCUUAAGGCGAAAAGGACGAUCGAUAUCGGUCGGUACAGAUAUAACGUUGUAGCUUAUAUACCCGGCUGUCUUCAGAUCGCCUCCUGCCAUGGAGAUGGAACCAUUCGAUUGUGGGAUGAUGAUCAGCAACUCCAAGGUUUCCGAUAUAUCCUGAAGCAGGACCAGGAGAGCUACGAAUUUGCGUUUUCAUCCUGCGGCCAGUGGGUCGCAACAACUCACAGCACCAGUGUUCGACUCUGGAGGCUGCCAUCUCUGGAUCAGAAUCAGCAGGCGUUGCCGUUGCAGGAUCAGGACUGUGCGUCGGUCAUCGAUGGGUUUACAAGACCUGUUGGGGAAGUUGUUUGGAGACCCAACAAGUUGGAGUUUGCGACGGCAAGUUAUGAAGGAUCGAUUCGCGUUUGGCGGGUGGUGGAGGACAAGGAUGGGCCAGGAAGAGUUUCUGUUGAAUUGGUGUGGUUUUCUGGGCCUGCUGUGCUAAUCGCCUCUGGUGCCGUACUCAAUGAUGUUAUUGGUCUCGGUGCGGUGAAUCGCCCCACUGAACAGCCUCCUGUUGUGUCGGCAUCGAUGACGCCAGUUCCUACAACGACGCAGCUGUUGCUCUGCCCUGUCUGCAGUCAACCCUUUAAGCCAAGUAAGAACCAGAACUCUAACUUGCGCCGUCAUCUCAAGAACGUCCACAACAUGUCGCCAACGAUGCACCCCCGCAAGUGCAAAUGGGACUCGAUACCUGGCGGCCGCAUCAAGGACGACAAGGACCGCAAGGAGCGCACUCGCAAGAGCAAACUUCUUUGGGCCCGCAAGACCCGUCUCCGUCACAAGGCCGAGGAGGCAGCCUUGGGGUUGUGCAUGCUCAGUCAGGCGGUCUAA
Linnemannia hyalina is the source of this 4020-nucleotide messenger RNA. Lineage: Eukaryota; Fungi; Mortierellomycota; Mortierellomycetes; Mortierellales; Mortierellaceae. The record is from the annotation of a GenBank genome assembly.